Messenger RNA from Clarias gariepinus (North African catfish), 502 nucleotides. It is a transcript of the gene rpl22l1, whose product is annotated as ribosomal protein L22-like 1. NCBI's taxonomy places the organism in Eukaryota, Metazoa, Chordata, Actinopteri, Siluriformes, Clariidae. Gene Ontology annotation, molecular function: structural constituent of ribosome; RNA binding. Gene Ontology annotation, biological process: cytoplasmic translation. Gene Ontology annotation, cellular component: ribosome. The record is from RefSeq and is a predicted model, not a curated record. The coding region runs from base 65 to 442 and encodes 125 amino acids. The transcript has 4 exons.
CGCGCUCUCUCUGUUAGCGCAUGCGCGUUGACGUCACUUCCUUUUUUACCUCGCGCUCUCCAACAUGGCUCCGAAGAGACAGGUUGCAGGGAAGAAGAACAGGAAGCCGGCCGGCUGGAGGUUCACGCUGGACUGCACGCACCCUGUGGAGGACGGCAUCCUCGACUCAGCCAACUUUGAGACAUUCCUCAGAGAGAAGGUGAAGGUUAACGGCAAAACCGGGAAUCUGGGCAGCGUGGUGCAGAUCGCUCGGCAGAGAAACAAGAUCAGCGUCUCAUCAGAAAAACACUUCUCAAAGAGGUAUCUGAAAUAUCUGACGAAGAAAUACCUGAAGAAGAACAACCUGCGCGACUGGCUGCGCGUUGUUGCAUCUGAUAAAGAGACGUAUGAGCUGCGGUACUUCCAGAUCAGUCAGGACGACGAGUCCGAGACAGAGGAGUGAAGGGGUCGCCUGUUUCUGAGUUUGAUGUUUGCUUGUUAAUAAAUGAGUGAUUUCCUUAAA